CCUAAACAGUCAAUCCCGCCGUCGUAUUUAUCCGUCAGCACACCACCACCAGCAGUGAAAGGCGCCGUUCGCUACCAGAGAUUCAGAAGGCAGUGUCGCGUUCCCAGAUUCAACAGAAAUCCCACCGCACCAAAAUCAUCGGUCUCCCCUUCUGUGUAUUUCUCUGCUGCUGCGAAAAUUGAAAGGUCUCUGGGAAAAUAACAGCAUCAUCGACGCCGUCAAGAGAAUGGCUGAGUAACAUCUCAUUUAUUGAAUGAGGAAGAAAAGCAUUGAGAAGAAACCAUGGAAAGGCAGAACUAAUGCUGAUGUUGGUGGAUGAUGUACUUAUGUUGUUUUAGGAUCAGUGGUUUUGAGGUUCAGAUUUUUUUUAUAUACAGUAGAGAUUUCUCUAACUGAUGAGGACAUUUAAGGUCGUUCAAAGGGUUCUCCAAAAUGCAAAGUAUUGCGAAAUGAAGCUAAACUGUGCUCUGCAUUUUAAUGCAAUGUUAUAUCACUGCACUGGUGAUUCAAACGAAGAGGUGCUGCCUUAUGAAUGGUAUGAAAAAGCAUUUCCUAAGUUGACAAGAUUAGCCCACUUGUUAAAAGAUGUGGAUUUAGUUGACGGACGGCUUGUGAAUGUGAAUGACGAUUCAAUCAUCAGUGACGAUUGCAUUGAUCGUAGAAUGAAUACUUUCAAGUCGGUUAUGAGGGUCUUCAUUGGAUCCCCAUCAGUUCAACUAAUGCUAAAGAAACAAAUUUCUGCAUUUGACUGUUUCGGUAAACCUAGUGAAAGGGAGCCCAUGAUUGUGAAUUCAUUAACCACGGUGAGCAAUGUUUUGAAUGUUACUGCUCAACAGAGGAAGCUGGUGCGUCUAACUAUAUGUCCACAGGUUACGCAACACAAGAUAUGGACAGGUGCCCUUGAGAAAAUAUUGAACGAACUGAAAACAGAGAUUGGUUUGUUGAAUUGCCAAUUCCCAAGUAAAGGAACCAAGAUGGGUCAGCAGAUAGUUUGUAGUUGCCUUAAGUUCUUGGAUGAAUCAGCUGGUUCUUAUGACCCUGAUUCCGCUUCAUGGAUUCGGCUUUCGCCUGCAAAAGUUGUCGACUCUCCACGUAAAUGGGAGGAUGUUUUCGAGAUGUUUAAUGAUCUCAUUAAUUGUUUAAAGAGUGAAAAGGAUCGGCUUUACCAUUUGAAAAAGAUAGAGGUAAUGAAAGAAGGUGUCUCUCAGAUUAGGGAUGUGUUAGCUGAUAAUAGUAUUGGGUAUAAGGAUGCUGGGCACCAAGAAAGCCUCGUACAGAAGAAGUUGAGUAAGACAUUAGGACACUCAUCACAGUGCUUAUUCACACUUUUAUUGUAUUACCUCUAUGGCCAGGUUAGAGAUCUCGAAGUGGAUUUGUGUGGAGCUGUUUACGGGAAUGGUUCCGAUAAUAAGCUUACCUUGUGCAUGGGAAGAAUUCUAACUUCAAACGAGGAGAAGAUGGUUUGGAGUGGGGUUAAGCAAUUAGAAAGGGCUCUGGGGUUAUUUAAGUUUGUAUGGGAAACAUCAGGUAUGAAAGGGAUUCUGGAGUUGCAAGGCCACUUGUGGUGCGUAGGGAGCGAGGAGAGGUCGAUUACGUAUCGAGGAAACGCCUUCUUUCUACACGGGAUUAGCUUUGGUCCAAAGAGCACCUCAUCAAAACCUCUAUGAUGUUUAGUUAGCCAUUUCACCGAUCAUUGUUUAUUUUAGAAGAUUAAGGGUGAACAAAAGCAUUGAUAAUUGGCAAGUACUUCACAUGAUUCAAGAUAUGGUUGGUGCCGGAAAGGCAACGAUUUUAAAAGAAGGUCGACGAGAAGAAUAAAAGUUCUGGAAGCGUUAGAUUUGGUAAUGAAAAGAAGGAAAAUGAAAACAGAAACCAGUUGAAACAUGGGUUUUCUAUCGACUAAUUUAGUGGACCAUGAGAGUUCUGUAAGAAAGAGUCACUUUUUGAUGAGGAAUUGGUGACAAAUAACGUUGAUUGCAGAGCUCCAAUGUGUAAUGAAAAGUCUUUUCUUGGGGAGUUGGUUUUUCCCAAG
Molecule: messenger RNA, 2032 nt
Organism: Hibiscus syriacus
Lineage: Eukaryota; Viridiplantae; Streptophyta; Magnoliopsida; Malvales; Malvaceae
Exons: 2
Coding region: 396-1667 (423 amino acids)
Source: RefSeq, a predicted model, not a curated record